Messenger RNA from Zerene cesonia (dogface butterfly), 3644 nucleotides. Its product is annotated as methionine aminopeptidase 1D, mitochondrial. Gene Ontology annotation, molecular function: metalloaminopeptidase activity. Gene Ontology annotation, biological process: proteolysis. Lineage: Eukaryota; Metazoa; Arthropoda; Insecta; Lepidoptera; Pieridae. The coding region runs from base 412 to 1317 and encodes 301 amino acids. The transcript is spliced from 7 exons. The record is from RefSeq and is a predicted model, not a curated record.
ACGUAAUAAAAAUACAAAAAUAUUCAAAUUUCAAAAUCAUUCAAAAUUAUGAAAUCAUAAAAAGAAAAUUCCUACAGUAGAAAUAACUUAGUCUGCAUAUUUUUACUAUACAUAAAAAACAGUUAAUGUAGCGUUUUAACAAAGUAUCAAGUAAUAUUCCACGUGAUGUGAGAGCUUUGUCAAUGCUGUUUAAAAAUUGCAGAUCUAUAAUGCUGCUAUAAAUUGUAUUACUGCAGAAUAUAUUUCAAUGCACAGUAAUGUCAUUUUUGGAGAUGAUUAGACCUGUGGGCCGAUUUUGGAGAACUCAUGUCUCCAUUUAGAAGAAGUGUGAUCAAUGCCUAAGUACUGAUUUCUACAUAUAUUCACCUUAUUAUACCCCAGUCUUGGACCCUUUUAUCUGAAAACCUAAAGAUGAGAAUACCUAGACUAUUAAGUCCAUUAUAUCAGAAGAAAUUAUUAAAGAAAUUUGGUAUAUAUGAAAAAGUUUUACCAGUGGAAACAACACCUAGUAGAUUUGUACCGGAACAUAUUGUCAAACCAGAUUAUGUGACGGGUCUACCCAAAGCCAUUCCUAAAUACCCAGAAAAAAAAGAUGAAGAUCAAAUAAAUGGUAUGAGGCAGAGUUGUCAAUUAGCUGCAAGUAUUUUAAAUAAAGCUCAAGAAUUUAUUCAGCCAGGUGUAACUACUGAUGAUAUUGAUGACUUAAUUCACACUUUUAUAAUACAUGCAGGGGCUUAUCCUUCGCCUCUACAUUAUAAAGGGUUUCCCAAAAGUGUUUGCACAUCUGUGAACAAUGUUGCUGUUCAUGGUAUCCCAGACCUGAGACCACUUCAGAAUGGAGAUAUAAUAAAUGUUGAUAUUACGGUAUUCUUUGGAGGCUAUCAUGGCGAUUGCUCAAAAACAUUUCUAGUUGGUGAUGUUGAUGAUAAAGGCCGAGAACUAGUUGCCGUAACUGAAGAAUGUCUUUUAGAAGCAAUAAAGUUAUGUGGGCCUGACGUGCCGUUCUGCGACAUAGGGUCAAGGAUAUUUAGACAUGCAAAAAGAAAGGGUCUGACAGUGUUACCAGCUUUUGCUGGCCAUGGGAUUGGUAAAUAUUUCCAUGGUCCGCCAGACAUAUUUCAUAUACUGAACAGAUAUCCCGGUCUCAUGCAACCUGGUAUGACAUUCACAAUUGAACCUGUUUUAUCGCACGGUCGAGAGAAUACAUAUGUAUUAGACGACGGAUGGACCAUUAUAACUGAAGAUGGUUCUAGAACAGCUCAAUGCGAACAUACAAUAUUAAUCACGGAAGAUGGCGCUGAAAUCUUAACUAGAUAACGAUACCUGCAAUUUGGAACUUAGGAUAAUCUAAUAUAGAAUGUUAAAAAAAUUAUAACUUUAUAAAAGUAAACUAUCCAAACUAGUCCUAAAAAUUGUAAUACAUAGACAUAAUAUAAAUAAAAACACAUUUGCAUCAUAAUCGUUUUUUUAUUAUAGCAUUAUAAUUCUUAAAAAAAAACAUGUAACUUCGUACAUUAAAAGCACAAGCACAUUAUCACUCAGGCUUGUCAGUCGAUAGAUAGAACUUUAAAGGCGUAGAAGGAAGGUAUCGAUUGAGUGUGUAAUACUAAUAGUAAGGUGAUAAGACAAGGCGUAACCAGUGGGACAACACAGCCCCUAAUUUACCAUCGAUCUCGAUACUGUGUUCGUACAUGCUCAAUUCUUGGUCCCAUUCAAAUCCAGCUACGCCCGAAUAAAGAAUUCCGCUACGACAGUUGUCUUAAUAAUAGAAAUAGAAGAAUCGAUGACUAGAUUUUAGGACUACACUUGUUUAUGGUCACGUGAAUCACUUAAACUAAAACUCAGUACCUAUAUUGACUAGUACAUAAAUUCGAAAUCAUAACUCUUAUUACAUGUAGAAAUAUAAUAAUAUAAAUAAGAUAAAUGCAGACUCCAUGCUAUUCGUAAAAAUAUCAUUAUUUGUGCUUUAUAAAGGAAAUAAAUACAUACUUUUAUAGAAAAUCUAUGUUUGUAACAGUAUUAUUGUAUCGCUAUUAUUGAAAAUGUGUUAUAAAUGUGUAAGAAUAAUAAUAUCUUAUAACAAUUAUUAUAAAACUGCUUAAGAAUUUUAAAAAAUCGUACUAUAUUUUAAAAUUACUAUAAUAAACCUUGUUUAUUUGGAUAAAAUGUAAAUAAAUUUGUACAUUAAAGUUAUUAAAGUUUGGCUAUUAUUUAAAAUUCAAAGCUUUAGAAUUGAAAUACAUCAGAUCUUUAAGCUCUUACAUAAUUUUAAAAUUUAUAAGUAUUAGGUUAAUAAUUUAUGGCAAUAACGUAUUUAAUUUCAAGAUAAUAUUUAUAACGCUAAGGGUGCUAGGGAAGGAUAAAAAGAGUGUAUAAAAGUCGAUACAAAAUUAUUAAAUAGAUUUAGACACGAGCUACAAGCAUCCGAAUUCCGAAAGACCAGCAUUAUUUGCAAUUUUAUUUCGUUCGUUGUUGCCACUUUUUAGCCUUCGGCCGAUUGAACUGAUUGUACGAUAAAUUACAAUAAAUAUAGGCUGUAAUUACAUCCUUGGAACAUUUCAGAUAUCAUAUACUUGCAGUUCGAAUCUGAACAACAUACAAAAGCUACCACGCGAUCAUAAUAAUAUUAUACACUACAAGUUAUUUUACAUUUAAUUUUAUUAUUCAAAACAUAAACAAGUUAAAACGGUUUUACAUAACAUAUUAUUAACGUUACACAAUACAUUAUUUUAGUUAACCGCAAUAAACGUGUAUAAGAAUUGGGGCGAUCAAUAUAAAAAUCUACCAAUCUUUACUUUUUAAAGCGUAAUUAUUUAAUUAGAGUUAAACAGCCAUUGCUCGCUUACCUAUUAUUCACACGCAAAGUGAUAAGUAUCGAAAAUUACCAACGACACGAACACGAACCAAGUAAAAAUUUUAACGUGUAUUACAAUUUAACCAAAAACGUUGUUUUUUUAUAAUUAUUUAUUAUGACUAAUUUAAUACAUAUACCGUUAUAUAAAACUCGCUUAAGCUUGCAAAGCAAACCACUCUACGCGCUUUUUACGAUGUAUAAUUGUAGUAAUAUGAUUUAGAAUAAUAUUUUCGUGUAUUUAAAGCACAAGAACAUUGUUUUUCUUCAAUAUUAGGUAGUCAAUUAUGCACUACAACUUGUGCCAAUAAAAAGGGCAUUAAGUUUACUAAGGACCUUAUUCAUCCCAAUAUUUCUGCUCUGAUCGACAAGUAUCUUAGGCACUUAAUAUGCUAUUUUUAAUUCAAUUCUUUAUUGACGCAAGUUAUAGGUAUGGUAUUUUUCUGUUAUAGAAAAGCAAACAACAUAAUAUAAGCUGAUAUCAUAGAACAUUAGAUAUUACUGAUAUAACAACCAAUUAACCAGCAACGUGAGACACAAAUUUAAAGGUUCAUAGACCUCGGGUUAUUGUAGGUAUGUAUAUUUAUCAAGAUUUUUUAAUGUCACUUCCUUGAGAACCAUUUUCGUUAACGUUGAAUUUUAUGUCUAAUGUUUGUAUAUAAUUGGGCUACCACAGCCAACCGACAUAAGGUUUAGAUAAAUGAUUUAUAUUUAUCUUGUACUAUUAUAAAAGACAAAAUGUGAUUUAUAAAUUUCAAAACUUUAACAACAAAGCACAAAAAAAUUACUUAAC